UCGUCAGGCCCUGGGGGUAUUUCUGUGGGGCGACGCCCAGCACUCCCUGUCCCGUCAGUGCCGGGGUGCGCAGGAGCCAGCUGCAGCUGAGUUCAGUAUGGAGUCAGAAAAGACCACAAAACAAGGCCUACCGAAGGUUGAGGAACAGCAGCAAGCGAGUGUUGUCAACCGGGUAACCAGCUUGCCCUUGCUCAGCUCUGCGUUCAACCUGGUCUCAUCUGCCUACAACCACACCAAGGAGACGCAUCCUUGCCUCAGCGGUGUCUGCAACGUGGCCGAGACCGUGGCUGCGGUGGCAGUGGGCAGCGUGGUUGGUGGGGCGCAGCCCAUCCUGAACCAACUCGAGUCACAGAUUGCACUUGUAAAUGAAUAUGCCUGUAAAGGACUGGAUCAGCUGGAGGAGAACUUGCCUUUUCUUCAACAGCCAGCAGAUAAGGUCAUCUCAGACACCAAGCAGCUGGUUUCCACCAAGGUGAUAUCUGCUAUGGAUGCUGCCUGUGAGGCGAAGGAAGCAAUGGCUGAUAAAGUGACUGAAGCUGUAGACCUCACUAAAAAUGUUGUUGGGGACAGUGUCAAGCUGACCAGGUCAGUGGUCACCUCCACUGUGCACAGUGCCAUGGAGGCCGCCCAGGGCGCCAAGGACCUUGUGACUCACAAGGUGACCGAGGCGGUGGAUCUCACAAAACACAUGGUGGAGGACAGCGUUGGAUUGACCAAGUCUGCAGUCGCUUCUACUAUUGUCAAUGCCGUGGAGGCUGCUCAGGGCGCCAAGGACCUUGUGACUCACAAGGUGACGGAGGCGGUGGACCUCAGCAAGCAUAUUGUGGAGGACAGUGUUGGACUGACCAAGUCUGCGGUCGCUUCUACUAUUGUGAAUGCUGUGGAGGCUGCUCAAGGUGCCAAGGACCUUGUGACUGUCAAGGUGACCGAGGCGGUGGGCCUCACAAAACACAUGGUGGAGGACAGUGUUGGAAUGACCAAGUCUGCAGUCGCUUCUACCAUUACUGCUGCUGUAGGGGCUGCCCAGGGUGCCAAGGACCUUGUGACUAACAAGGUGACCGAAGCAGUGGACCUCAGCAAACAUCUCGUGGAGGACAGUGUUGAAAUGACCAAGUCUGCAGUCGCUUCUACUAUUGUCAAUGCCAUGGAGGCUGCUCAGGGUGCCAAGGACCUUGUGACCGUCAAGGUGACAGAGGCGGUGGACCUGACCAAAGGGGCUGUUCAGGAUGGUGUUGAGAAGACCAAAUCAGCAGUCACUUCUACAGUCACUACAGCUCUGGAUGCUGCAUAUGGCACCAUAAGUAGCAAAAUAAAUACAGCCUUGGAGCAGAGCAGAGAGGCCAUCCAGGAGGGAGUGGAGAAGACCAAUUUGGUGGUGAACAACAGCAUUGGCAAAGCCAAGGCCGUGAGCCAGGCAGUGGCAGGUGGGGUGGAAUCUGUCCUGGUUAUGUCAGAAGAUCUGGUGGAUCACUACCUCCCGAUGACCGAGGAGGAACUAGGUAAGCUGGCCGCUGCCGUGGAGGGAUCUGGAAUGGCUUCUGUGGAGGAGCAGAAACAGCAACGGAGUUACUUUGUGCGUCUGGGCUCCCUCUCUAACAGAGUCCGUCACCGAGCCUAUCGCCACUCCCUGAACAAACUGCAGCGUGUUAAGCAGCGCACCCAGGAUACUCUCUCGCGACUACAGCUGGCAAUAAAACUGGUACAGACACGCUUUUUCCUUUUUCCUCCUGUCUGUAGUCCUCCUGCUCUGCUAUUCAGAUGGAAGCUCUUCCUCCAUCCUGCACCAGCUACAUGUCAACUUGGAUCCCUCCCUGGGAGGGAAACACUCGUGCUUCUCUGUGUGUGCUUGCAAUACAGCUCUUCCUCUCAUUUUUCCCAUCAGAUUGAAUCUGUGAAACAAGAGGUUGGCCAGAAGCUUCUGGAUGGGCAGGAGAAGCUCCAUCGGCUGUGGGUGGACUGGUGCCUGACCCAACCCAAAGGAAUCCAAGUUAAAACUGCCUCCCAAGCAGAGCAGGUAGAGUCACGGACUCUAGCUAUGCUGCACAUCAUCACCCAGCAGCUCCAACCUGUUUACGAGAAUCUGAAAACCAGCAUCCAAGGCCUCCCCAGCAACAUCCAAGAAGCUGUGUACCAGGCCACUCGAAAUAUCCACAAGCUCCACAGCUCUUUUGCCAGUGCUAUGUCCUUCCAGGACCUCUCCAGCACCACCCUGAGCGAGAGCCACGACUACGUGGUGGACGCCCGAAGGUCCCUAGAUGACCUGUUUGAGUACGUAUCGCAGAACACCCCCCUGAACUGGCUUGUGGGUCCCUUCAGAGCCAGAGCUAAAGUGUCACAGGACAGCAGAAAGCAGCAGAAGAAGAAAAAUACAGUGACUGAUACCAAAUCAGCCACGGUGGAAACGGCUACACCAUCGAAGGAGGAGACUAAGACACCUGAAGAACCAAAGGGAGCAAACAGGACCCUGGGGGAAGGCUGUGAAGUGCUGGAGAAGCUGGAAGAGAAGGCAGAGAAAGACCCAGAGGUGGCACUGACUGCAAAGGAGAUAAAAACUGAUGCGCCAGAGGAAGAUCUCUGAACAAUUCCAGCUCUUCUGGCCAGAGCUCCCUGGCUGGGACAGCACUUGGUCUUUUUAUCAUGUGUCCAACUGCAAAUCAUGUCAAGAGUGUCUCCUGCUCUCUGCCUGGGCCAGGCUGAGUUUACAGUGGGGCUUAGUUUACAAGGAGACUUGCUAACCGAGGUGGGGUGAUUCCAUAUCCUGAUUUACUAUUUUUUAAAUCAUGCUGCUGCACUGAUGGGGAAGAUGGGGACCUGUACUUCAGCUUUUAAGUCAGCCCAGCUCUGUGUGUGAAUGACAAGUCAUUGCUGAGGCAAUUUGCGGAAGAGAAGUUGUUGUCUCAACUUAUUUUUAACGUUGGGUUUGGGUUUAAUUCAUCCAAGCCGCAGAGAUCUUGAGAUGAUAAAGUGCUUGAGCUUUGAUACCAUUUCCCUCCUUCUACAAAUUUAAAAAUACACAUCACAGACACUAUUUCCUCUCUGCCCAUUGUGCCUCCAGAGCAGCUCAGCCCUGCAGACCAACAGCUCGGGGCACGAGGCCACUUCCCAAAGAGAAACUUCUCUUUGUGGAUCAGCCAAGCACUUUUUCUUUCACAGAGAAACACUUAGCAAGGUGGGAUUUUCUUUUAAACACACCCGUUUGCAGUGGGAUUAUCUUUCCUAGUCAGAGAAAUGACUCUGGGGCUUUUCUGUUUGUGUUCAAGUCCAUGUAUGAAACCUUUUGUGCAGCCAUUAAGAAGCUGGUAAAUGAGGCAGCUUUUCCCAGGAGUUCCGUGGUGAUAGGAUCUCCUGCUAAAAUAGGGGAGGUGGGUGUGGGUUGUUUUCCCAGCAAAUAAUGCUGUGUAAUCAUUUCUAAUGUAACUAUAUUUGGUAACUAUGUCCUGGCAUGGUCCCUGUGCUAAGGCUGGAAUGAAUGGCAAUCAGACUUCAGAAUAAAAUGUGACCUGUGUUCAAAGAAA
Columba livia (rock pigeon) is the source of this 3515-nucleotide messenger RNA. Its product is annotated as perilipin-3. The record is from RefSeq and is a predicted model, not a curated record. NCBI's taxonomy places the organism in Eukaryota, Metazoa, Chordata, Aves, Columbiformes, Columbidae. Gene Ontology annotation, cellular component: cytosol; lipid droplet. The transcript has 7 exons. The coding region runs from base 98 to 2578 and encodes 826 amino acids. Gene Ontology annotation, biological process: positive regulation of triglyceride storage; lipid storage.